Molecule: messenger RNA, 1570 nt
Organism: Phytophthora nicotianae INRA-310
Lineage: Eukaryota; Oomycota; Peronosporomycetes; Peronosporales; Peronosporaceae
Exons: 6
Coding region: 1-1524 (507 amino acids)
Source: RefSeq, a predicted model, not a curated record
AUGCUUACUACAUCUCGCACGCAGCGUCCCGCCACCUUCACCAACAGGCAGGUGGCGAACUUCUACUUCCGGCCGUGCCGUGAUCAGUACGACGAGGUAAUCCUCGAGUACUUUCGCUGUCGGUGCGGCGCGGUCCGGAAGCGUGCCCCUGGUUCGAGGCGUGAGCACCCCUCGUUUGCUGCGGAGAUGCUGGCUGCAACCCCGGGAGAGACUGGGUCUCUCCUGCAUUACGUCCGCCACUCCGCACUGAACACGUUCGGAUGGCUGGAGUGGAUCGUCCUGGGCAACUUGCCCCUCUCAUUCUGUGAGAGCAGGCUUUCACGGCGAUACACGAACCUGGAGCCCAUCUCGGUGGAAACGCUCCGAGGUUCCCUGGAAUCGGUGACACGCUCCGUCGAGCGUGCGAUCGCUGCCGAUUUACCUGAGCGUUUCGAGCAUUUCAUCGCCGUCUUUGCGUGGUAUGAGGUAGACGAGGCGAUUCGCUGCCCGCUCCUCAGCAUGGCUCCACUCGUCAAUGAGGAGACCGACGAUUUGUCGGCCGCAACGCACCAGGCCUUUCUGCGCACGAUGCUGUUGCGAGACUACAACAAGAGGCUGGAGCAGUGUGUCUUCCUCGUGGGAGACAACUGCUCCGUCAACCGCCGGUUCGCCACCCUCAUGGGUGUUCCACUAGUCGGCUGUGCUAGUCGCCGCCUAAACCGAGCGGUAGCUGCAGAGCUGAGCGAGCAUGCUGAAGAUCUGGACCUGGUACAGACCCUGAUGCUGAAGCUACGGACGUUGACACAAUCCGCGAAACUACGGUUGAAGACAAUCCUUCGACCAAUCAUCCGCCAGCAAACCCGCUGGGGCUCCACAGUUGCAAUGCUUAAUCGCUUUUUCGAGCUUCUUCCCUUUUUGGACACCGACGACGACGAGCUCGCAGAGCUACUGCCCUCGCCGGCGGCGAAGAGGCGUCUGAAGGAUCUUCUCGGUGAGCUGAAGGACGUCGAGUCCGUAUCCAAGGCGUUGCAGGGCAGUGACGUCAGUCUACUUGAUGUGCGAGUGUGGUUCGACGCUCUCAUCGCAAAGAAGGAGUCGUAUUCCAACUACCUAUAUACAAACGGGGAUUUUGUGAUUUUAAUUAUUUUAGCUGAAAUUGUCCACAGCCCAGACUUUGAGUCGGGCUGUGUCCGGGUGCUGAAGGGUCAAGGGCAGCGCUUAACCCGGAGUGAAAAGUCGGCGCUGGAGGCUUUUCGCGUCAUCCCAGCCGCGCAAGCUGCGCGUGUGGGGGAUGAUGCAGAGACCGGAGGCUCAUUCGUGGAGCGCUUCCAAAAGCGCCGCCGCCUGGAACAGCGCCAACCAGCUUACGAGCUGCUAGGUCGGAUUCCUCCGACCUCGAACCUUGCCGAGCGCUUCUUCAGUGUCGCUCGCAAUACGUUCGGGCUGCAACGACACUCGCUGCAGCCGUACACGCUUGAGAUGCUGCUCUUUUUGCGCCAGAAUGAGAUCUUCUGGGACGCCCGUACCGUCGAAAAUUCGGAGUAGGUGGUGGAAUAAUUGAUCAAUGAAGCUGCAUUGUAUCGAUUAUCUA